GCACAUCCUGCCAAGGAUUGUUGAUCACUUUUUGGAUUCUCGGGUUGAAUUGGUUUGCGUGACUCAUCACCAUAACCCCCGUAGUUGACUAUUACUAUACUACAAGCUUAAAUAUCCUCUUCCCCUCCCUCUGAAUCUUCCAUCCCAUUCAACCAUUUCACGACCGUUGAACCGUUGAACGAAAACAACCAUGCCCGUCGCAACAUCGCCAACCCUCAAUGGGCUCAACGCCUCCGUGAUCAAGGUGACUCGCACCACCAACCCUCGCCCCGUCCCCCUCCCCGGCUCCCCCGAGGAACUCUCCCACUCAUACUGUACAGACCACAUGGUCACGGUGCGCUGGACAGCGACUCACGGCUGGGAGACGCCCGAGGUGCGUCCAUUCCAGAACCUGAGCAUCCCUCCCACGGCGUCCGUCCUGCAUUACGCCACCGAGUGCUUCGAGGGCAUGAAAGUGUACCGCGGCCACGACGGCAAGCUGCGCCUUUUCCGUCCGGACUGCAACGGGGAGAGACUGUCGAAUAGUGCCAAGAGGGCUAGCUUGCCUGAGUUUGAGUAUGAGGAGUUGAAGAAAUUGAUUGCGAAGUUGAUGCAGGUUGAUGGAGCUCGCUGGCUCCCCAAAUCCCAACCGGAAGCCUUCCUCUACCUCCGUCCAACCCUCAUCGCCAAUGGUCCCAACCUCGGCGUCCAAAUCCCCAACGAAGCUCUCCUCUUCAUCAUCGCUGUCCCUUGGCCCGACCCCUCGAAAGCACCCGCCCAAGCCCACCCCACCGCGAAACCAGGCCUGAAACUCCUCGCCUCCCCGCCAGACACCAUCCGCGCCUGGCCAGGCGGUUUUGGCUACGCCAAGCUAGGCGCCAACUACGGUCCCUCUCUCCAGGCGCACGGCCACGCGAAGGCCCAGGGACUCGACCAGGUGCUCUGGCUGUUCGGUCCGGAGCGUUUAGUUACCGAGGCGGGCGCCAGUAACUUCUUCAUCGUCUGGCGGAAUGCAGAGAGUAAGAAGUUGGAGAUGGUGACGCCUGGAUUGGAGAACCAGCUUAUUCUCCCCGGUGUGACGAGACGGAGUGUGUUGGAGUUGGCGAGGGAGAGGCUCUCGGCGGAUACCGCUGGGGGAUUGGAGGCUGUUGAGGUUGUGGAGAGGCAGUUUGGGAUUGAUGAGAUUGAAAAGGCUUGGAAAGAGGGGAGGAUUGUUGAGGCUUUUGUGUCGGGUACUGCCUACUUCAUCUCGCCUGUUUCCACUAUCCGAGAUGGCGGUGUUGAUAUGGACAUGGCUCAGCCGGCUGCUGGAAAGGCUGGAUAUGCUGCGCAGAUCAGGGAGUGGCUGGGCGCAAUCAUGUUUGGUAACGAAGACCACCCAUGGGCUUACGUUAUUGAGGAAGAAAGUGAGAAAUAAAGAAAGACAGACAGCCGUGAAGAGCAGGACAUUAAUUACAUAUACCUUACCUCUAUUGUAAAUAUUUUUCAACUACAGCGUAUAUAGUUUGAGACAAAUGAAUCGGAAAAGCUGCAUGUCCGGGA
This is a messenger RNA of Monascus purpureus, 1521 nucleotides long. NCBI's taxonomy places the organism in Eukaryota, Fungi, Ascomycota, Eurotiomycetes, Eurotiales, Aspergillaceae. The record is from the annotation of a GenBank genome assembly.